AUGACAGAUGAUUCCCCAGACCGCAGGAAGAGAAGCAAGUGGGACGAGACUCAGAGAUCCAGCUCUAGUAGGGACAGAGUCGGUCACCAUGGAGACCACCGGCCAGACGAAAGGGAAAGGUCUGUGAGCGGUCGUGGGGGAUCUCGCUGGGACGACAGGCGUUCCCGUUCCCCGGCCUCGAACCCUUACACUUCUCGUCGAGAGGACCGCAGAGAUGAGCGUCGGCGAAGUCGCAGUCCUCCCCCCACUCGUGAUGCCACAAGCCCAAGCAGCAAAUCUCCUGCCAAACCCGACCCUGCAGCUGCUGCUGCUGCCGCCGCCGCUCGUAUCAAUGCUUCAAUUCAAGCCAAGCGAGGCAUUCAGCACGUUGAUGUCCCUCCAAUUAGAUCACAGCAGAAUGCUGGGAAAUCGUCUAGCCCUCCUAGCACAACAACUUUCAACAGUGAUAUGUACAUUGCCGAUGGAGAUUAUAUCAAAGACAUAGAGGUUAAUGACUUGCGCAAUCGCUAUACGCUGACAAAGGGUGCUACUCAGAAAAUGAUAAAAGAAGAGACUGGCGCGGAUGUCACCACCCGCGGAGCGUAUUAUCCGGAUAAAACUAUGGCCACGCCACAGAACCCGCCCUUAUAUCUUCACAUUACUAGCACGACGAAAGAAGGGUUGGAGAAGGCAGUCCUCAAGAUUGAAGAAUUAAUGAAACAGGACCUUCCCAACCUUGUUGACGAGCGCCGAUUUAAGAGAAGGGAACCACCAGAACCUGUUGAACGUGAUGAGUACGGAAGGCGUAAAUGGCCCGAGGAAAGAAUUCCUGUCGACUUAGAGCCUAUUCCUGGAUUUAACUUACGUGCAGCUGUCGUUGGCCACGGCGGGCAGUACGUCAAGCAUAUACAGCAGGAGACACGUUGCCGUGUUCAAAUUAAGGGCCGUGGAUCUGGCUUUAUGGAACACGGCCUUGGCCAGGAGAGUGAUGAACCCCUUUAUCUUCACGUGACUGGCCCUGACGCCCGCGAGGUCCAGAACGCCAAGGGUCUUUGCGAAGACCUUUUAACAGCUGUAAAACAACAGUAUGAAGAGCACAAGAGCCAACCACAGCCAGCUCGUUUCCCCGGCUAUGGCGGAAACAACUCACAUGUUUAUGUGCCCUCUAUGCCAAACAACCAGGGGCAAAGUCAAAACCACAGUCAAAACCAAGGUCACGGCCACGGCCACGGGCACGGCCAUGGGCAUGGGCAUGGGCAUGGGCAGAGUCAUGGUCAGUCAGCAUCGCCACCUCCAGCUCAGCAGUCUGCACAACCAGUAGCCCAAGGAGUGCCAGGUGCUGCAGCAGUAGCUCCAGGAGCUAAUCCCUAUGCUGCUUACUAUGGAGGCGGGGCCGAUCCUUACGCAGCGUUUGGGGGAUAUCCGGCGUAUAUGCAAUACUACCAAGCGUAUUAUGGUCAGCAGCAGCAGCAAGCCCCAGGAGCCUCCCCAUAUCAGACAAUGACCUCUGUAAGCUCGCCGCCACCACCGCCACCACCAUCUAGCAACCCACCACCGCCACCACCACCGCCGCCACCUUCUUACAAUGCUGUUAGGCCCCCUGGGGUCUGA
This is a messenger RNA of Morchella sextelata, 1590 nucleotides long. RefSeq lists its product as uncharacterized. NCBI's taxonomy places the organism in Eukaryota, Fungi, Ascomycota, Pezizomycetes, Pezizales, Morchellaceae. The record is from RefSeq and is a predicted model, not a curated record. The transcript has 9 exons. Gene Ontology annotation, molecular function: RNA binding. The coding region runs from base 1 to 1590 and encodes 529 amino acids. Gene Ontology annotation, cellular component: nucleus.